AUGUUCCAGUUUCCGGCCAACGUCAAUUUGAGAGCCACGGUAGGAGAAUAGUCGAAAGAUGGACAUUUGUUAGACGAAAAAUUGCAGUUCCGAAUCAUGCAAGCGUGGUGGGGAGACACUGCCGUCGAGAUGACACCGAGGACGACGCUGUUGAGCUUCAGAAGAAAUCAGGUGCGGUUUUUGAAGAAAACUGUCUGUCCGAGACGCUCUGUGGCCGUGGCCUAGAAAACUCUUCCCCGUGCGCACUUUGACAGCAAAAAACGAUCCCGUGGCCUAGGAGUUUUCUCGGCCAUUCUUGACCGUGCUCUCAUUUUCAUUUUCAGGUCAAAGGCAACACAAACCUGACGAUCGAGUUCGAAACGAAGGAUUUCGAUGGAAAAAACGUGAAAGUGGUGAUGCCGGCGCAUAAUUUCUCCAAAAUGAUGGUACAUUUUAAGUUUUUUUGGGACCAGCGGCUUGGCUAAAAGCCGGCCAAAGCCUUUCGAAGGCUUUUUGGCCCACUUGCAAUGAUCCGAUUGGGACCAAACUUUGCAGACUUCUAGAAUUUGGAUUGAAGUAUAUUGGGUCCCAGUUUCAGACCCAUCGGAUCAUCUGGUCCCGAGAUAUGUGGAUCAGAGGCCGAAAAGACCGAAAUUCUCGCGAAAACACGUAUAUCUCGGGACCAGAUGAUCCGAUGGGUCUGAAACUUGGACCCAAUAUCCAUCAAUCCAAGUCCUAGAAGUCUGCAAAGUUUGGUCCCAAUCGGAUCAUUGCAAAUGGCCGGAGGCGGCCAUUUGCCCAGCCCUCAAUUGUGCCCAAGAAAACUUUGAAACAUUCUUCUUUUUUUUUCCAGUACACAAACGCGGACAUUGAAUUCACCGUACCGUGCGUGCUCGCGUUUUCAAUGACCGAGGAAGGUGUCGAAGAAUUCGAGAAGAAGCUUCCCGCCUACGCGAAACAAUGGAAAAAGGACAAUGUGGAGAGGGAUGCCGAGUAUGCAAAGUGAGCGAAUUUUUUUGACCCACUUGCAAUGAUCGGAUCGGGCCCAGACUUUUCAGGCUUCUUGGGCUUGGAUUGAAGUAUAUUGGGUCCAAGUUUCAGAGCGAUCCGAUCACUUGGUCCCGAGAUAUAUAAGCCGCUCUUAACUUGGUCCCAAGCCCAAGAAGCCUGCAAAGUGUGGUCCCGAUCGGAUCAUUGCAAAAGUCGCGGCCUGUGCCCGGUAAAAAAUGAAAUGUGUUGCAGCACGCUGAUGCUCGUCCUCGAUCCGUCGGAAAUCGAAUUUUUCGAGUUUGACCAGAUCCACAUUGUGCCGAGAUAUGGCUCCGGCAUCGAGAUGUUCCGCAAAAUUUACGCCCAACAAUGGGCGGCCCAUUUGAGAGAGCAACAGAACGAGGAGGACGUCGACGAGAACGACCUCAUCGGUGGGCAUUUUUAGAAGCAUUGUGUCUGUUUCAAAAGCGCAUUUGCGCAUUUCGCCGUUUUUCUUUUCAAAUUCCAACCCCAUUUGUCAUGUUUUCGUCAAAGAUUGAAUGAAUUGCCGAAUAUUUGCAGUGGAAUUUCAACUGGACGAGUUCACAAACUAUUUCGAAAAGUACGGCUUCCGCAACAACGAAUCCGAAGAUUUGUCGGACAAUAAACGCAAAAACAUUCGCGUUUUUUCGCUCGUCAAAAAAGUGAAUCGGACCCCUUCAAGUGAGUUUUUCUGAUAAAUCUAGUAAAGUUAUGUUGUUGGCUGCCACGGUCCAGAGCUAACAAUGGGCGCGCAAGUGCGCCCCGCCCAAUAGAGCGAUACAUUGGCGCGAAAUUUGUGUUUUUUGCCAAAUAAGCCACGAAAAAUCGAUAAUUUCUCAUUUUUCUCUCGAUAGACCGAUAGUAUAGGCUAUUACGAAUUUUUUAAGCGCCAGAGCGUUAAAUUUGGUCAAGUUUGAAGGUUUUUCGCUAAAACUGCGUGAAUUUCAGUUGUUUUUCGGUAAUUUUCGCGGUUCGAGCGCUCAAAAUGCUUGUAGUUACGUGAUUUAUCAUUCUCAAAACCAAUUCUGUCUGAAAACGGUCAAGAAAGCGCAAAAUGAGAGGGCGAAAAAGCGAAAUCCGCGAAAAAUGCGCCAAAACGUAAUUAAUUCUGAGAAUUAGUGUGUUUUCAUGUCGAACAAUCAUUUUUCAUCGUCUUUGACCUUAAAAAAACAGAGAAAACCUUCUCAAUUCAUGAAAACGCCAUUUGGCUGAGGCCACGCCCAUAUUGUCAGCUAGCGCACUGUUCAUUUUACACUCUCUCCAAUUGUAGACAUGAUUCUAGGCCGUAAAAGUACGGGAAAACGGACGUCGACGGUCGUUUCGCGUCUCACCGACGAGAAUACCGCCAAAAUCGAUGUGAACACGCCGAGAAGCUCGCGAUCCGGAGCGGCGGCCAGACUGAAAGAGGAAGAGCGAAAAGUGGAGAAUACCGAGGAGAUUGAGGCGAUCGAGAAGGAGUUGGAACGACAAAACGGACAAGAAAAAGAAGAAGGAGAAGGAGAAGAAGAAGGUGGGAGUUUUUGGAGACACUGUCUCCCCAGCAGCUAAUGCUAAAUUGAGCGCCGCGUUAAAACGGAGUGUCGUUGAAAACAAAAGCAACAACUGAAAUUUCUGGAUUUUUUGUCCGAAAAUCCGAAAUUUUAUCCGAAAAUGAGAAAAAUGAAGGAAAACACGGAAUUUCCGAUGUGUUAAUGACACUUGUGACCUUAAAGUAGCGUUUUGCCCACAAGAACGCGCGCAUUAUUACACUUUUCUGUGAAUUUCAGUCCGGCGCCUCAAAAACUGAAAUUUCUCAGUCAUUUUUGCAUUUUAUGGGCCGUCUCUGUGCUCAAAAUGACCGCCUUUGUCGGCUAGACAAUCGUGAGGCAACUGUUUUCUCAAAACUUCCGAAAGUUCGUUUUUUCAGGCCAAAUUUAAAAAAAAACGAAAUUACUCUUCGAAUUUUCACUUUUACACGAGCACUUUGUGAUCUUUUUGUAGCUAUCGGUCAUAUGAACAAACGUGAGGCAAACGUUUUGAAGGAAAACUGUGCAUAAUUCCAAAAACUCGGGAAAACAUCGUUUUCAGUUGAAAAACGUAUCCCGUAAAUUGACACUGAGAGCGCGCGAAAAUUUUUUUUCGCCUAACAUAAGGGGAGACAGUGCCAAAAUGCCAAAUUUUCACGGAAAAUUCUCGAGCGCACAAAAAAUCGAUAAACCACGUUCGACUAUUGUACUAUGGUUUUGCAGAAGCGGAACCCGAGAAGCCGGAAGUGCCGGUGGUGGUCCCGAUGAAAUCGCGUGCCAAGAGACGUCUGGAAGGUACACAAUUUAUUAAAAAAUUGUUUGCAAUUCAGUUUUUCAGGAACCCCAACGACGAUGGCCUCGGCUCCGGAGCCGAAAAGAGCGAAGACGUCGGCGAAGAGAAGAUGAACAUUUUUAAAGCUGUUUUUACACGCCCCCUGCCUUUUUUUCAAACAUUUCCAAAUAUAUUACUGCCCCCCAAUUUAAUUCACAACAUGUAUCGUAAAUCAAUAAGCUGGUUCAUUUAUAUAUCGUUAAUGCAAUAAAGUAAUUCGAAUCCGUGGCACGCGCAAAAUCACUUUAAAAAACCGUUGGGUUUCAGUGUACCAGACUUCUUUUUUUUUUAAAAAAUGGAAAACCAUUGGGCCUAAUAUCGAAUUUCAGACGCGCAAAAGAGAUUCGUCAGCAGCCGGCAUCGAACCCCCGUCGACAGAUUGGCAGCCGGCACCGCGACGCACUAGGCCACAAUGUCGACGCCACGUUUAUAGGCGUUAUGUGGUACGCACGAUCCGAUUCGCCACUCGAAAAUGUUGAUUGGGAAAUUGUACGGCUACGGAUAAUCGAGUUAAAGACAAAAAAGUUAAAGACCUGUUUCCUUUUGCAUUUUUCGAAAUUUAUAUACAAAUUCGGUUCAAUAUGCUGCUUUUUCAAAGUUUCAGCAGUGCUAUUCUACAAUUCCAGUGAAAUUAUCGAAAAAUACAAAUUUGACCUUGAAAUUGUUGCGAACAGCGCCUCGCCUGUUCGCCGCCGAAAUUCACACUUUUCACACCUAGAACCUCGUUUUUUUGCAGAAAAUGCGCCGAAAAAAAGCGACGUCGACGUGGAAAUCGACCGUUUUUCCGACGCUCAUGAUUGCGGCGAUUCUGACGCGGACGACGUCGUCUUCGUCGACGCCGGAGCCCGAAUUCCACGAUUUCAGCGAUAAUUGGCUCCUGGCUGACAAUAAUCUAGUGUUAGUUGCCAAUUUUUUCGAGAAAAAUGAGAGGAAUUGUCGAUUUUGUCGCCAAAAACCCAAUUUCAGCACUUUGUCGCUAUUUUCGUACUGAAAAUCGGUUUAAAAAAAAGACUCGAGGCGGAAAACAUUGCAAUUUACGCGAAAAUGCAGAUUCCACUUUUCGGCACGUUUUUCGCAUAUUGCGCAUCAAUCGAACAGUUUUCCGACAAAAGCAGUGUCCGAAAUGAAAAAGCACGUGAGUAUGAGCAUUUUCCAAUAAAUUUGGUCGAGAAAUGACUAAAGUUCGCGCAUUUCGACCAAAAAUUAAACACAGCCUCCCCGUAUGCGCCUUAAAAGAAGUCUGCACGCCUUAAAAACGGAAAAUGUGUGUAAAUGUAUUGAUUUUCUCGUCGAUAAUUGCCCAAACUUGUUGCAGAAUGAUGAAAACGCUGCCGAAAACUGCGAAUUACACGUGGCAGCAGUACUACGCGAGCUGGAAUUUGAUCUACGAGGAAGAGGAGGCGAAGCGAGACAUUGCGAACGUUUCCGUCAAUUUGUGAGUCUUUUUUCGGGCUGAAACUCGCCAACAACCGACACAUUUUCAGCAUCGACGCGGAGAUUCUAAAAUACUGGCGAAUUCGCCCGAAUUUCGCAAUUCAUUUCGACAUUCGCAUCGAGAAAUGCGACAUUCGUCCGCCGAUGAAGACCGUUUCGGCAAAGUUGGAGGAGCGCAAACCGCUUCCGGUGGUAGGCCAACGUUUUUGGGGGUUUUUUGAGAAAAAUGGUCAACAUUUAGAUGCACUGGUUCGUCGAAUAUUGCGGAACUGAACGCGUUUUCCGCUGGUGCGCCAUGGGAAAAUUGCUGACCAUCACAAUGACAGGUAGGCGACGAAAAGUGACAUUCGGAAAAAGUAUAUCAAAGUUACGAAAAAAAAAAUUAAAAAUUCACGAAAUUGCUUCUUGUAGCAUGACGAUUUCCCGUUUUUUAAAUUUAAAAAUCUGCAAACACCUAGCGGCAACAGCGAUCAAUUUAGCUUAUGUAAUGUCAUAGGCGGGCACGGUCUUAUAAUCACUGGUGAUUCGCGGAUUAUGGGGUUAUUCAGGCUGUGAAAAAAAAAUAAUUUUUUUCCGUUUUUUUUCGUUUUUUUUACGUCAAAAAACCCAAUUCAGCGAUGUAAAAAAACGGAAAACAAACAUACGCUGAAUAGCCCCAUUACGCAUUAUGGGCAGAAUGAGUGCGCUCUGUAGCCCGGCGUCAAUUGAAAACAGAGAAAUAUGUUUCAGAAUUCGAAUAAAAAACACGGCGGGCAAGUUUGGCGCGGGCGGAGAUCACUAAAAAAGAGGGGCGCCUCAACAGAGCGCUUUGGUGAUUGCUCGAUAUAAAAACACAUGUUAGACAUCCGUGAAACCGCAAUAGUUGCCACCAUGCGGUUCUUAUUCACGGCGUCCCUAAAAACCCGAAAUUUCAGGUCGUUCCCGCGUGCCGAACGCCUCGCACUUCGUCGCCAACCUCACUGCCACGUGUCCAUCCGGAUUCUGGGUGGCCGUCGGCGGAUCGACGGAAAACUUCACCGGGCGCAUCGUCUACGUGCUCGCCGCACUCGCCAUCAUCGCGAUUCUGGGCCUCGGAAUCGUGUUGGCUACGUGAGUCGUCGUCGUAAAAUUGCACGAUUUUGAUGAGAUGAAAGUGAAUUUGCAGAAAAUUCCGGAAAAACGAUAGGAAUCGAGGAGGCGAUCAAGUCGUCGUCGAAAAACCGAAAAAUUCGGAUCGGGAGCAGCUUUUGAAAACGUGAGUCUAGUUUCUUGCCAUUUUUCUCUGCCGUGACCUAGUUUUACGCGUUUUUACCCACUUUUUUGCAGGCACUUUUCGAUAUCCGAAGAAAUCGACUUUAUCGAUCAAGAGGAUGGCGGCGAAGUUGAACUGCGUGCCGAUGGAGCCGCCCUCUACCGCCCGUCAUAG
This is a messenger RNA of Caenorhabditis sp. 36 PRJEB53466, 6166 nucleotides long. The record is from the annotation of a GenBank genome assembly. NCBI's taxonomy places the organism in Eukaryota, Metazoa, Nematoda, Chromadorea, Rhabditida, Rhabditidae.